UUUACGUUUAUUUUGACAGCUGUGUCCAGGUGGAAAUAAAAAAAAUAAACAAAUCGUUACAAUAAAUAUAACUUGAAUGAAUCUGUAAAUCAGUAAAUUAAAAAUGACUUCAACUGAUGAACGUGCGGUGUUUGCCAAAUUAGAAGCUCUGAAAGAAAUUAGGAGUAAAACCAUUCAGUUAGAAAAAUUGAAAGCCCGUUUGGUAUUUGAGGUAGAAGCACAGGAUCAAGAAGAGAAAUGCUUAUCAGAAUACAAACAAGAAAUGGAUUUACUUCUUCAAGAAAAAAUGUCUCAUGUAGAAGAGUUGAGACAAAUUCAUGCAGAUAUAAACGCUAUGGAGGGGGUAAUAAAACAAGCAGAGGAGAGCCGCACUAGAUCUAUGAAUUCUGCACUUCGUUUGCAUGAAGAAUAUCUACCCCUGAAAAAUGAAAUUGAUCGACUUAGGAGAGAGUGUUUAGGACUGGAUCGUCUUCCAGAACUACAUGAAGAAGAAGGGUCAAGUAUAACUCCAGAGAAAUUUUCACAACUGUACAAUUCUAACAAAUCACAGACAUCAACAUUCAAUAAGACUGCAGAUUGGAACAGACCGAUUGCACCCACUGAAAACUCAAUUAGCUCUUUGGCUCCACCAUUACCACCAACAUUCUUGCCUCCUCCAAACCCCUUGAGAUUAGUUACCAACAAACCGGAGCCAGGACGUCCGGGAAGCAUGGCGCCUUCACCUCAUCCGGGACCUCCUACGCCUACUUUCAGGUCGGAUCUUAGUCUAAGGCAGCAACCACCACCGAUGAAGUCAUGCUUGAGCUGUCAUCAACAAAUUCACAGAAACGCGCCGAUAUGUCCGUUAUGCAAAGCAAAGUCUAGGUCACGUAAUCCGAAGAAACCAAAAAAGAAAGAUCACUGAGUGCUGUAAGAGUAUAUAGACAUAGGAAACUGUAAGACGUAAUUAAUCAUUUUAUAUAUAAGAUUACUUUGUUGUACCUAAAAUAAUACAGUGAAGGACUUACCAUGCCAAAUUAAACAAGGAAAUAAGACAUUGGAUUUGUAACAAACUUGAGUUUUAAAGUUAUUAGAUUUCAAAUUUUUGAAAUGAAAUUGCCUUUUGUAAUAGACUGUCUAUUUUUUAAGAAUUAUUGGUGAUUCUAGCCAC
Anoplophora glabripennis (Asian longhorned beetle) is the source of this 1150-nucleotide messenger RNA. Its product is annotated as zinc finger C4H2 domain-containing protein. The record is from RefSeq and is a predicted model, not a curated record. Gene Ontology annotation, biological process: positive regulation of neuron differentiation. The coding region runs from base 104 to 904 and encodes 266 amino acids. The transcript has 5 exons. NCBI's taxonomy places the organism in Eukaryota, Metazoa, Arthropoda, Insecta, Coleoptera, Cerambycidae. Gene Ontology annotation, cellular component: nucleus.